AUGAAUAUCGACAGGAGCAAAGCUACGUUGUUCGCCACAGCGGCAGCAGUGCGGCUUCUCCUUUUCGUAGGCUUCCCAGGCCUGCCCGAUCUGUUAACUGGGCGCGUUGAGAUAUCCACUCCAGUAACCAGCUUCAAGAGAUUACAAGAAGGCCUGUUCCUCUAUAACCACAAUGUCUCCCCUUACGAUGGCGGGGUCUACCACCAAGCACCGCUGCUUCUCCCCCUAUUCUCUCUCCUCCCGAGCUCCAUGUCGUAUCCCAUCUUCACCUACCUCUUGUACAUACUGGUCGACCUCUCCAGCGCCAAUGCGCUUAUGAAAAUUGCUGAGACCGGGGAGGCCGGGUCUUCGAAGUUGUACACAUCUCCCAGGAAGGACAAACGAUGGAGUAGCUAUGCAAUUGCGGCAGCAUUUCUCUUCAAUCCGUUCACAAUAGCGACAUGUAUAGGCCGACCUACAAGCGUACUCACCACUUGUGCGAUCCUCCAUGCAAUCUCGAAAGCCGUAGUUGGCGCCUCUUUCACAUCCAUGUUCGCCCUCUCCUUUGCAGCCUACCUCUCAUUGUACCCCGUCCUCCUCUUCCCACCCUUGGCAAUCCUUUGUUACGACCGCAAGAGAAACAAAAAGGCCGAGGAGUCUAUGCAUAGCUUCGUAAUUGGCAAUGCUCUAGCCGUUGGGGGCUCCCUUUUCGUCCUUCUCCAACUGUCCUUCCUAAUCACUGGAUCGUGGGAGUUUCUACACUCUACAUACGGAGUUCAACUACUCCUACCAGACUUGACACCAAAUGUUGGUCUCUGGUGGUACUUCUUCAUCGAAAUGUUCGACUCCUUCCGGAACUUCUUCCUCGGCGUCUUCUGGAUCCACCUCUCGUCCUAUGUAGCCGGUCUGACUAUCCGGCUGCGCCGACAGCCCUUAUUCGUAUUGACAAUCCUUAUGGGUAUCUUUGCGAUUUUCAAGCCGUACCCAUCGAUCUCCGAUACGUCACUGUUCCUGGCCCUGCUGCCGCUUUACAGACAUAUAUUCCCGCUAAUGAGAUAUACAUUCUUGGCGUCCUCAACCGUUCUGUACGCGACACUGCUUGGGCCGGCAUUCUACUACUUGUGGAUUUAUGCUGGUAGUGGGAACGCAAACUUUUUCUACGCAAUCACAUUGGUGUGGAGUUUAGGAUUGAGUAUUCUGGUCGCGGAUACUCUAUUCGCAGUCUUGCGCGAUGAAUGGGAAGUCGAGAGACCCGAGAUGCGUGGAAGGGAAAUAAGACAGAUAUGA
This is a messenger RNA of Drepanopeziza brunnea f. sp. 'multigermtubi' MB_m1, 1266 nucleotides long. RefSeq lists its product as uncharacterized. The record is from RefSeq and is a predicted model, not a curated record. Lineage: Eukaryota; Fungi; Ascomycota; Leotiomycetes; Helotiales; Drepanopezizaceae. Gene Ontology annotation, biological process: attachment of GPI anchor to protein. Gene Ontology annotation, cellular component: GPI-anchor transamidase complex; membrane.